Molecule: messenger RNA, 1402 nt
Organism: Myxocyprinus asiaticus (Chinese sucker)
Lineage: Eukaryota; Metazoa; Chordata; Actinopteri; Cypriniformes; Catostomidae
Gene: tyw3
Product: tRNA-yW synthesizing protein 3 homolog (S. cerevisiae)
Exons: 6
Coding region: 1-762 (253 amino acids)
Biological process (GO): tRNA methylation
Cellular component (GO): cytoplasm
Molecular function (GO): tRNA methyltransferase activity
Source: RefSeq, a predicted model, not a curated record
AUGGAAGGAGAUACAUUUCAGCAAUGGAAGAAUCAAUGUCUUAGUAAGUGUGACUUAAGUAAGAAAGGGAGUGUAGAUCAUGACAUUUCUCAUAUUGUGUCCUUUAUAAACAGUCACGAUCAGUACUUUACUACAAGCUCUUGCUCUGGAAGAAUGAUCCUGAUUGACGGGGUGUCAGACUGCCCCGAUGUGCAAAAGCAAAACUGUUCCUGGUUAUUUGUUACCCACCAGAAGUGCCAAAAUAAAGAUGUGGUCACGGGUUUGGAGAAGUCUGUUGGAGAAGCUACUUUCAAGUUUGAGCCUUUUGUCCUUCAUGUUCAGUGUAAACACCUUGAAGAUGCACAAUUACUGCACACUGUUGCAAUAAACUCUGGCUUCAGGAAUUCUGGCAUAACUGUGGGAAAGAAAGGCAAGAUCAUCAUGGCAGUGCGCAGCACACACUGUCUUGAGGUGCCACUCAGCCACAGGGGUAAAGUCCUCAUCAGUGACGAAUACCUCGAUUUUCUUGUUGGAGUUGCUAAUGAGAAGAUGGAAGAAAAUCUUAAAAGAAUAGAGAGAUUCAAUGAUUGCUUACAAGCUGCCCUUCAACCUCAACAACAGAUACGUAGUUUACAGGAGGGGACGGACAAGAAACCUGUCUACAGGCGGAGGAGGAAAAGGGUACAGGUCAAUUCUGUGACAGACUGUGACAGCCAAAGUGUCAAAGAACCAACUGAAAGCAAUCAAAAAGAAAUGGACUGUGAUCUAAUGUUUUUAUCAUAGGAAAACUUUCUAUUCAUUAUCUGACCAUCAGUCCCUGGCAUUUAGCUCCAAACUUUUUCAACUGUGCACAUUUACCAAAGAUUGUGUUCAAUCAAACACCCAUUUAGUGGAGUACUAGCCCAUUAAACAUACUUCACAUUGUCAUUUUUGUGAACAUUGGAUGUAAACAUUGGCAAAGGGUGCAGAUGUCUUAACUAAAAGUUAAGUUGUUUCUUAAUGACAAAUGUAAAUAAAGCAUACUUCAACCCAAUUCUGUUAGAAACCUUCAGAUUUUUUAAAAGGGGCGCCUGCUUCCUGUAUAGCUCAUUCAUACGUCUUAUUAUUUUGUGUGACUGUGGUGAAUCUGUUUUAGUUUAACAUGCCAUACUUCAAAAGCUUAUGAGUGUAAACCUUAUUCGUUUUUUAUUUAUUUAUUUUUUUGCUUAUGCUGAAGGAAGAUGUUUUCCAGCAUUGCCCUCUUACAGCAAUGUAGAAAUCGACUGUUAUUCAUCUCUGAAAAGCCAUUUGUCAGAUGUUGUAAAAAACUGCUGUGUGGUUUGGAGCACAUUUUCACUGGAUUAGAAGGCAUUACUGUCUGGGCCUAGUCCUGCAACGGCUCAUUUGGGUGUCUUGCCUCAUUAAAAAUCCUGUCUCCACUGUU